Molecule: messenger RNA, 851 nt
Organism: Eucalyptus grandis
Lineage: Eukaryota; Viridiplantae; Streptophyta; Magnoliopsida; Myrtales; Myrtaceae
Product: LOB domain-containing protein 1
Exons: 2
Coding region: 43-636 (197 amino acids)
Source: RefSeq, a predicted model, not a curated record
UCAUGCUCAUUGUGAGCUAGUUUUGAGCUCCAAGACCACAAAAUGGAGUCAUCAGAUACAGGUGCUUUCGAAUCGUCUCCUCCUUCAUCUCUAGUUCCUCCGUCUUGGUCGUCUCCGACUCCUGCUCUUCCGCUUCCGGUGGUUGUGGCCAGCCCCUGCGCGGCGUGUAAGACAUUAAGGAGGAGAUGCUCAGAGAGCUGUGUCUUGGCCCCGUACUUCCCUCCCUCAGAGCCCGCCAAGUUUGCCAUCGCCCACCGCGUGUUCGGCGCUAGCAACAUCGUCAAGUUCCUGCUGACACUUCCCGAAUCGCAAAGAGAUGAUGCAGUGACCAGCAUGAUUUACGAAGCCAGUACAAGGAUUCGAGACCCUGUCUACGGUUGUGCCGGGGCAAUAAGUCAACUCCAAAUGCAAAUCAGCCACCUCCACGCACAGCUAGCCAAGUCACAAGCUGAACUCAUAAGCAUGCAAAUCCAACGGGCUAAUCUCACGGAACAAUUGCAGAUGACCAAGUCUCAGGAGUCAUUGCCGCAGCUGUCCGUUAAGGGCCUCCUUAAUAAUCCAUACGACUACCAAAUAAACUCAUGCUUGGAUGAUUAUAAUGGCUUUGGCUCAUUUUGGGAUCCUCUCUGGACAUGACUGAUGGGUAGGGGUGUCAAUGGGUUAGGUCGGGUCGGGUUUUGUUGUUACCCGAUCCGAAUUGACCCGAAACACAUUAGACCCGCAUUGGAAAUUCAGAUCAGGUCGGGUUGCUAGGUUUCCUCUCUUUUUUUCUUUUCACCUUUCUUUUCUCUGGGGUUCAGUUUGUAAUGGAAACUAUCUACUUUUGUUUUUCUUUGCUACCACCCACAUGC